Larimichthys crocea (large yellow croaker) is the source of this 1558-nucleotide messenger RNA. RefSeq names its product chemokine (C-C motif) receptor 7 (gene ccr7). Bases 279 to 1415 code for a protein of 378 amino acids. The record is from RefSeq and is a predicted model, not a curated record. Gene Ontology annotation, molecular function: chemokine (C-C motif) ligand 19 binding; chemokine (C-C motif) ligand 21 binding; C-C motif chemokine 19 receptor activity. Gene Ontology annotation, cellular component: external side of plasma membrane; membrane. NCBI's taxonomy places the organism in Eukaryota, Metazoa, Chordata, Actinopteri, Sciaenidae. The transcript is spliced from 3 exons. Gene Ontology annotation, biological process: cell chemotaxis; positive regulation of cytosolic calcium ion concentration; G protein-coupled receptor signaling pathway.
AAAAACUGAAAACCGAUCAAAUCCAAAAAUUUGCAUAUUUUAUUAAACAGUAUACUGUAGCAACAAUAAGUGGAAAAAUACUUUAUUUUUCUUCCUUUUUUAGUUGGAGUCUGUGGUUUUUUCACGUGAUACUUGGGGGUUGAGGAGUAACAAGUUUCACACCGAGCAGGGGCAGGCUUUUCUUAUCAUUUCAACAAGGGGAAACCACCAUCAAACAUAGACAUUCAAUUCAUCUGUGUUUAGUGGUGUUAUCUGCAGCACGCUACGCUCCAGUCAACAUGACUUCUGUCAGCGGUCUCCAAAAUCUUCUGCCAGCUGUGCUGUUGUGGUUAUUGAAUUUUAAGUCUUGCUUGUCUGAGGAUGGAGAGAAUACAACCUUAAUGACAACCUCCCCAGAUUAUGAAUACGGCAGUGUGGAUUAUGAGAACUUUCCUGUCCCUUGUGACAAAGGAUCCAACCGCGAGUUCCGCCUCUGGUUCAUGUCUACCUUCUACUCCAUCAUCUGCUUCCUGGGGCUGGUGGGGAACCUACUGGUCAUCCUCACGUUCUUCUACUUCAAGCGCCUCAAGACCAUGACAGACGUGUACCUGCUCAACCUCUCCUUUGCAGACCUACUCUUUGCCCUAUCGCUCCCCUUUUGGGCAGCAAACUCCAUGGCAGAAUGGGUGCUGGGUCUAGUGGUGUGCAAAGCCAUGCACGCUAUUUACAAGGUCAGCUUCUACAGCAGCAUGUUUCUGCUCUCUUUCAUCAGCGUGGACCGCUACUUCGCUAUUGCUAAGGCUGUUUCCGCUCACCGCCACCGCUCCCAGGCAAUAUUUUUGAGCAAGGUGUCAUCAGCCAUAAUCUGGGUGAUGGCACUGAUCUUCUCAACACCAGAACUGAAAUACACCACAAUCAAUAACAAGACCUGCACCCCUUACUCUAGCAAUGCUGACAAGCUGCGCAUCAGCAUCCAGACGAGCCAGAUUGUUUUGGCUUUUGCCGUUCCACUCCUGGUCAUGACCUUCUGUUACAGCAGAAUUGUUCAGACACUUUGCCAUGCUCGUAACUUUGAAAGGAAUAAGGCCAUCAAGGUGAUUCUUGCUGUGGUCGCUGUCUUUAUAGUUUGCCAACUGCCUUAUAACGUGGUCCUAUUUUGGAACACACUUGACACAGCAACAGAAAAAACCGUGGACUGUAAAUAUGAGAACAAGCUCCUCUACGCCACUGAUGUCACCCAGUGUGUUGCCUUCCUCAGGUGCUGCCUGAACCCCUUCGUCUAUGCAUUUAUCGGUGUGAAGUUUCGGCAUGACCUCCUGAAGCUACUGAAAGACUGGGGUUGCAUGAGCCACGAAAGGUUCUACAGGUAUACCUGCGGCAGGAGGAGAAGCUCCGGGGCUAACGACACUGAGACCACCACCACAUUCUCUCCAUAAAGCUGUUUCAGUAUGGACCACAGCCUAUUCUGACUGUUGAACAUUAGGAUGAAAGUCUCAAACCCUUACAUGUACAUAGCAGGAGUUCAAAAUAUAUAGAAGUUAUUGUGAUAUGUGAUGUUGUUGCUGUGUUUUGGUUGUUG